Messenger RNA from Wyeomyia smithii (pitcher-plant mosquito), 3004 nucleotides. It is a transcript of the gene Marcal1, whose product is annotated as SWI/SNF-related matrix-associated actin-dependent regulator of chromatin subfamily A-like protein 1. The record is from RefSeq and is a predicted model, not a curated record. Gene Ontology annotation, molecular function: ATP binding; ATP-dependent chromatin remodeler activity. Gene Ontology annotation, cellular component: nuclear replication fork. Lineage: Eukaryota; Metazoa; Arthropoda; Insecta; Diptera; Culicidae. Gene Ontology annotation, biological process: replication fork processing; DNA repair. Bases 791 to 2947 code for a protein of 718 amino acids. The transcript has 5 exons.
GCAGCGUUGUAAUUUCAGUGCUGAUGUUAUUCAACGCACCCUGGAUAUCCAUCAGCAUCGAUUCCAUGCGCUCCAAAAUAUUGGAAGUAUUCCCAAUCUGGUUGUGCAGAUUGGCGAUAUUUUGGCUCUCCUUGAUGUAAUCCUCAAUGGAACGGUUCUCGACCUCCAUGAAUUCCUUCUCGAUUUGGGCCGAAUAUUGGCGCAGAUCGGUUCCGGUUUGCAGAAUUUCCUGCACUUCAUCGUCUUCAAUCUGGUCGCCAGGCGGAACGCAGCUGGACAUGCUUUUUGCGCUCAUUCAAUCAGCGCUGUUCACCAAAAUCUUUAUUUUUUCUUUCGAUUUUGCAAAUAUGACCACGUAACAAAACAAAACAGGAAUUUGUUUUGUUGUUAACUGUCAAGUUACAGAGCUGCCAGCUCGAAUUUUUGUUUCAAACUUAAUUUUUAUUUGAAGAAAUUUCAGAUUAUUCAAAUAAUAUCUCUUAUUUACGGAUUAAUCUCUCCCUAUUUCUCACAAGUUUCAUGUUACUUUUGUCAGUAAUGUUGAUUAUGACCAUUUUUGCCAAUAACGUUGAUUAUGACCAUUAUGACGAUUAUGACCGAGCAGAAAACGCAAAAAACUCAUAUUUGCUAUUCUCCGCAUGUCUGGCAUUUCUAGCAACUUUAUUCAGUGGUUCAGUCACCUUAUCAGCACUGGCUAAACGGCUUUAACCGCUCAGUUAUAUUAUUAGAUUUCAGUGUUUUGUAAAAUAAAUUGUUUAUUGUUUAAUUGCGUGUAACUAGCAUCGUUAAUAUGUCCUGCUCAGCAGAAGAAAUUGCAGAAAAACGAAGAAUCGCUAUCGAAAGACUAAACGCUCGGAAGAAUGCAGCUGCAAACGGUUGCAAACCGAAUCCCGCCCAAAAUCCUGCAGAAUCCAACAAGCGUACCUUCACACUCCCGCCAAAGCAGUUGCAAGUUGUCGCGGCACACAGCAGUAGUGCUUUCUAUGGUAAAAGUAAUACGAAUAGUUCCUACGAAUCGAAAGUCAAAGAACAGCCAUUCUCCAGUGGAAAACUUAGAACAUCUUUCAAUGACGCACGCCUUCAAUCACAACCCUAUUCACGUCCUAAUGGUCAAAACGCGAAAUAUAACGGAACCCCCGGAAAGGUGGCCCCAGUAUUCAUUCGAACCGUCACUUGCACAUGCGCAUUAGUUGCUGAAACACGGUUUGUUGUGCAAACAUCCGCGUUCAACGAACAGCUUAUUGAUGUGUUUAAAAGUAUACCUUCAAAGCAAUACGAUGCCACGUCGAAAUCCUGGACGUUCGCUAUCCAGGAUUACUCACUAGUACAAGAAAGAGUAACCGCACUGAAUCCACACGUUACCAUAGGUCCUUUACCGGGGUUCAUCCUUCGUCUGUUUGGUAAAGGCCCCCAUUCCAAACCAAACCGUAACUGUUUGAAUGCGGUUGAUCCAGCGCUUGUUAAAAGUUUGUUGGAAUUUCAAAAGGAAGGCGUUUGUUUUGCUAUCGAUAAAGGAGGUCGAGCUCUGAUAGCGGAUGAAAUGGGUUUGGGCAAGACUUACCAAGCGAUUGCUGUGGCAGAUUUCUACAAAGAAAAUUGGCCACUAUUAGUUUGCACAACAGCAAGUACCAGAGAUGUGUGGGCUGCUAAAAUAAGGGAACUUUUGCAUUAUGUUCCGGUGCAUAACAUCGUGACCCUACAGUCCGGUCAAGACUACAUUGGCGAUGCCAACAUUUUAAUUUCUAGUUACUCACUAAUGGAAAAAUGUGCUGACAAACUACUGGAGCGGGGCUUCGGGUUUAUUAUAAUGGAUGAGUCACAUACGCUUAAGAAUUUUAAGGCAAAAUGCACAUCGGUGGCGCAGGAGCUGGCACGGAAGGCGAAACGGGUUAUACUUUUGUCUGGAACCCCAGCGCUAUCACGGCCGGUUGAGUUAUUCACUCAGCUGCAUAUGCUGGAUAGAAACUUUUUCCAGUUCAAGGAGUACAGUACGAGGUACUGCGCUGGAAAGCAGACAAAUUUUGGAUGGGAUGCUAGCGGGCAGUCUAACUUGGCUGAGCUUAACAUAUUGCUGGCGGCGAAGUUCAUGAUACGACGUACCAAACAGGAAGUGAUGAACCAGCUGACUGAGAAAAAUCGAGAAACUGUGAUACUAGAUCCUGCCCUGUUAGGUAAGGAUGAAGAGACUGAGGGGAAUCUUAACAGUUACGCUGCAGAUUACUCUAUGAGCAAAGGGCGCGAGAGGGAAGAAAUUCUGUUUAAAUAUUACAACGUUACAUCAGAUGUGAAAGCACCGGCGGUUUGUGCUUAUCUUAAGAAACUCCUAAAGGAGAAGCAAAAGUUCAUUAUCUUUGCCCAUCACAUCUCCAUGUUGGACGCAAUCUGUAAGCAACUUAACAAACAGAAGAUUGACCACAUUCGGAUAGACGGUACGACUAGGUCCGAUUUAAGAUCGCAACUGGUUAAAAAAUUUCAAACCAAAGAUUCUUGCAGAGCGGCUGUGUUAUCACUGAAGGCCUGUAACGCCGGAAUAACGCUUACAGCAGCUCAAAUGGUUAUAUUUGCCGAACUGGACUGGAAUCCAAGUACAUUGGCUCAGGCGGAAAGUCGAGCGCACCGAAUCGGACAGCAGAGCGACGUAACUGUACGGUACCUACUAGCCAAGGGAACUGCCGAUGACAUCAUAUGGACGAUGUUGCAGAAAAAACAGGACAUUCUUACCAAAGCGGGGUUAUGUAACGAGGAUUUUUCGGACUCGACUCAUGUGGACGCACCUUGUUCGAGUGGAAAUAUUGAACCGUUCUUAGUUAAGAUUAAUAACAACAGUGAAACAACAGAAAACGCUUGCGUAAACCAAUCUACAGCCCCAGACAAACACGAUAGGAAAGAAUUCCAGGAUCUGCUGGAUGACGGAGAGGAUGAUGAUUUGGCAGGAAUGAACUUUUAAGUGAAUUGUUUUUGUUUUCGAUCAGUUUAUUGUAAAUUAAAAAAAACAGUUAAAUAA